AGUUAUUCUGCGCCCACUUCCUGUGUGGGUUGCCUGUAACAUUAGCACAUUGCCUUCUCCUCACUCCUGGCUGGCAUGGAAGGCGAGGAGGGCUGUAAAGCCCCUGAUUCCACCUCCAGGGACCUGCUGAGUGUUGGCAGUGGCACAGGAGGUAAGUAUUAACCCUAUGCUCCCCUAAUGGGUCACCUACCGCUCCCACACAGACCACAUGGCAGAUAUUUAGCUCUGCUUUGACUGGGAGAAAGUGGAACAUAACCCAGGACCUGAAAUUUAAUUUAUUUUAGCCAGGCAUGACUUUGCUUGUAUAGCACUGGUUGAAGUUAUCACUUCAUAUCUUAGACUGGUAAUAAUGUUUAAUAGUGAGACAACAAUAUUGUAUUUUUUUUUCAUUCACCUACAGGAUAUUUAAAACCCUUCUGCAAAUCAGACCACGUAUGGGCUCAAUAUUGUUGGUUUAUUAUAUACAUAUGCAUAAUAUUAGAAUAUACAUAUCUAAACAAUAGUUGGGCUCCAGGUAAAUGCAUUGCAUAAGUCAUGUUUGUUAUGAGAACAGUCUGAGCUCGCCAUUGUUGUAUAACUUUUUUUUUUAAUUUAUAGUUUGCGAUCUAUAGAUAGCUCAGGGUUGGGGUCGUUGUGGUUCAGCUUCAGCAAACCCUGCUGCAAUGUGUACAUCACUAGAGAAAACUGUCAGCUCCAAAACGUUUUUUGUUUAUUUUUUUUUAUUCUCAAAAUUCUUUUAUCAAGUUUUGAAAGGCAAUAUCUGUAUAUAUUUAAUAAAGUAUAGUCACACACACACACAAAAAAGAGAGAAACGCAUCCCUACAUUUAGUAGAUGACUGGAUGCUUCAGAUAUAUAUCUCUUUCGUUAGACAGUGCUUGAUAACCAACAGUUAGUCUCUCUGGUUUUCCCUGCACAGAAUCAGGGAAGACCACAGACUGUCUGAUCCAAGGUAUAUGUAUGUAUAUGGCUGCUGAAGGUUUCUAUAAUAUACUAAAGUUGCGGAUUAAUCCCCACCCCCACCCAAAUUUUUUACAUAUACUUCAUUCAUAAAAAAUCUAUGCCCUUUCAAACCUUAAUGAAAGGAUGAUUAUAUUAAAAAAUACUUUCAACAUUACAAUUGUUCUUUAAAAGCAACUAUAAGGAUGGACCUUUAAGUGAUGCAGUUAAGGCAGCAGCUGUAAUAGUUGUGAUUUCCUAGCCUGAUCCAUAAAAGAAUGUUAACAUGUUGCUUUCAUUUUUAGGACUUUAUAACAAACUACUCAUCAACAAAAAACACAGCAACAAUGGACCAGGGUCACCAAUCGUCAGAAUGCCUAGGAGUAGCAGUAAGAAAAAUGUUCUAUGUAUCUGUUUGUGUGACCAUUAAAAAAACAAAAUACAUCAUAGGUCUUGGUGACAUGCUACAAAAGUGGGACUGCAAUUUAUUUAAGGAAUUUUUUUCCUAGCUUGUUGCAAAAUUGUGCUUCAAACUGGGUUUUUUUGUCUUCUUUUGGAUCAACAGCAAAAAACAAAUGUGAGGUAGGCUGAACUUGAUGGAGCAAGUCUCUUUUCAGCUAUGUAACUAUUGCACAUAUUUCUCACCCAGAUUUCCAUAAAAAAACAACAAACCAUGAAAAGUAGUGUAAAGCACAAUCCAAUUUCCUUCAACUGUGAACUGUAGGUUACAUUGACAAUCAUUUACCAGUGUACCCAUUUCUCAUACCAUAAUGCCCAACAAGUUUGCCAUGUUUAGUAAAUCCUAGCAAUCAAGUGUCAAAAACAAGUUUUGCCUAGCAACUGUGCUGUACAAUUUACAAUAUUGUAAUAGUGCUAAAUUUCUAUGCUGAGCAUAAUUCACACAUUUUGAUGCAAAAGUCCUGGACAGACAUUGGCGUUUCAAGUAAUUAAAACCUAAAUUCCUGAGUAUUGUCCACACUACAUCCAUGUGUGUUUUAAGAAAGAAAAAUAUAGACACAUUUCUUGCAUUUUACAACAGAGUCUAAGGUGUGCUAAGUUUUGUACCUAAAUUUGCAAUUUGUGUGUCUGCUUGUGUUUCUUUUUAUGGCACUGUUUCUACAGCUUGCAAAUACCAACAAAUCAAUGUUUUCGAAUAGUUGCCCAGGAAACGUAUUAGUAUUUAUAGAUCUAUGGUGUAAGCUGUAUGUUUUUUUUUUUGUUUAUGAAUCAGAACUCUAUUUGAAAUUUGUUUUGUUUUUGCUGUUGCAUCUGUAGUCUUGGACAGAGUCCAGAACUUUCUACCUCAGCUGGCCCAGGCCAAUGAAAGACUCAGCAAGGAAAUGGAGUCUUCACCAGCUGGUGUUUUUGACAUAGAACAAGUUGAAGACCAUGAGGAAAAGAUCAUCGAGAUGGUAGGAAUCACAUCUAGCAUUGUAAUUUAUAUAUUAAAAAGUGCUACAUGACCAUGGAAAUGGUCAGCAAAGUGGGAAUUAUCACAAUUCAAACUGAUUUUUGAUGUUCAAAUUUGAAACCACGUUUGAGUUUCUGACAAUUUCCACAUUAGUAGAUAGGCCUAUGUGUGUCCUGAAAAACCAAUGUAGCUUUGUGGGUAAAGAUUUCAAUCCUCAGGAAGUGUAUAGAAAUCGAAUUUACAAAAUGCAUAGUGUGCAUGAUUGAAGUUUAUCAUAAACUUUUAAAUGGCAUUGAUUGAACGUUAAUUAAACUGGCAGGAUACUGUGAGAUUUCACUAUAGGUGCAUUGCUUUCAGUCUUUCAGUUUGUAGUAUUUUUUCUUUUACUAUGCCGCUAAGCACAGUUUUGAGUUUUUUUUUUUAUUUUGUAAAAUUUCCUCAUAUUGGCAGUGCACCCAUAUAUAAUAAAUGCCGUGACUAGUACAACAAUCCCCAGACAACUGGUCCAGGUUUUUUCGAUAUCCCUACUACACAAUUUUGUUAAUAUAGUAACCGUUUUGUCUGGUUUAUUAUUAGUAUUAACCAUUACUAUCUGUUAGAGAAGUGUAAUUAAAGUAUGUCUUUAUUUUACAGAAUGUAUCAGUAGUAGAACUUGAUGAUUCUGAUACCAGCGAUGGAGAGGCGGCGAGCAGCUCAGACAGUGAUGUCUCUGAAGAAGUGACUGAAGAGAACAUCAGAUUAACAAAAAAAGUGAAAAAGGGCAACAUUGAAGUCUUGGAAAACUGAUUUAAAGUUCUGCUCAUCAGGCUUACUUACUGUACAGGAGCACAUCCGCUCCAUUACUGUAACAGAAUUCUGCAGUUCACAGUGGCUAAUUUGCAAUCCCAGUGUAGCAGAAUAUGAAUUUGUUGGCGAAUGGUCCAGUUUGGAAGACAGAAUAAUUCAAUAACUACAUAGAGAGAACUAGAGGAAACAUGUAAGGGGGAUCUCAUAUUGUUCCAAUAUUCUGAAAUUACUGUAAUAAUCUUUCUACAAUUUGUACUUAAAAGUUUUGUUUUUCAAGGUAUUGUCAUUUGGGGACAGAGAUCUCUGCAUGCUUUUUAUAAAAGUAUAUUUAAAAAAAAGUUAUUAAAGUUCACACCUCGUUCAACAAAGGUGUUUGGGCAUUUAUAUAUACAUUAAUGAUUUUUAUACUAGAUAUGUACAAAGUGUAACAGUUCAGUAUGCCUGGUAUCUAGAAAGAUGCUUGGGGAAAAAAACAAAUUUUAGACGGUGAUACAUUAUCUUGUAAGAAGCCUUGAAAAGUUCAUCAAGGUACAUGUUAUUAAAAAAUAAAUGUGUAAGCCUCAAAAGGAUACUGUAGGCAUCAAUAUAUCUUUAGCUUAAUGAAGCAGUUUGUGUAUAGAUUAUGCCUCUGCAGCCUCACUGCUCAGUUAUCUGCCAUUUAGACGUUUAAUCAUGUUUGUUUCUGUUUAUACAGCCCAAGCCACUUUUACACUUCCAACAUGAAUUUAUUUUUUUUAAUUUUUUUUAAAUGUUUUUCAUUUUCAAUCAGAUGUGACAGCACAGUAUGUUUACAUUUAAUGGUAACUGCUUUAAUCAAACACAGAAAAUAAAUUUGUAAAUUAGAUCUAUUUCACAGGAAGUGUUUAGGGAGGCUGUGUGUGUCUCACCCAGGGGAGGUGUGGCUAGGGUUGCAUGAACAAAGUGAUUUAUAUCCUAAAUGGCAAAGAAUUGAGCAGUGAGACGGCAAUGGUAAUAGCUAUAUGCCACUUUAUUCAGAAAAGGUUGUUUUGGUGCUUAGAUUGUCCCUUUAAAGUAAAACUGUCUGCUUUUAUUAUUCUUGGAAAAAAAUAUAAAAGUACAGAUUAUUUCCUACUGUUGCAUGGGUCUUUGAAUAAAUAUGCUGCAGCUCGGAGACCAAAACCACUAACAAACUCCUCAAUAAGUAAUUGGUUAGCUAUGUAUUUGUCUUAAGGCUAAUUUUCCCUCCACCCUCUGUAUUACACAAGAACCUCAAUUUAAAUGAGUACUCUAAUGUUGUUGCAGUGAUUAUGGUGGGAUCAUGCUGUGGGUGCUGUCAACUUGUCAACACACAUUUAGUACCUCUGCUCUCUCAUGGUUUAACUUCAAAAAAGACAGAUUUUCCUAUCCAGAAAAUGUUAUUGCUCUAUCCUUUAAUGUCUGGCAUUAUGGCCCCAACCAUAGCUAAAUUUACCAGUUUCCUUGCUUCACUUUCUAGGUAAUCUCAGUGGGGCCUAUUUGGAUUUGCAUUCGAAAUACAUACCUGUAUUGCGAAAGUUGUAGUGGCCCUGUCUCUAGGUGUGAGUACAGGGAUUUUUUCAUAAAAAAUAGUAAAGUACAGGGAUUUACCCCUCUUAUUCCAGUGCGGAGACUUCCUCAGCACUGCUCACCUCUCCUCUCAACGUUGAGGCAUUGCCUCCUCUACUGAUGGCCAAUCCAAUACUCCCCAGGAGCAUUGUGGACCUGGUUUGCAUGCAAGUUUCCAUGUCAUAGCAGAGUCUGUAGAGUAUUGGCUCUAAGGUAGACAGCUGCUAGAGGUGGAUCUAACUUUUCAAAGUAAACGUUGCAGUUUCUAAAAAUAAAAAAAAGUUAAAAUUAUAGGAACACUAGUUAUUUAAUGCCUUGGAAUCAUGCGUUUACUGCUUUGUUAUAUUCUCUUCUAUUUGUAUCCUGCAUUUCUUUUGUAAUAACAGCGGGGUAGUCUACAAUCCCAAAAUACCAGCAUAUUCCUUACCAAUGAGCAGGGUAUUAAACCAUUUUUAUUAAUAUAUUACAAAAUUCAUAUUUGUUCUGACUUAUGAACUUGUUUUGUAGAAUUAUUAGACAUGGAGUGGUGUAUAGGCUGUAAAACAUUAUACCUUGCAAUAUUUCAAAUAAGGAUGAAUAGUUAUUCAUGGUUAAUUGAUUAAUUAAGGACAGAUAAACAGACAUAAGGCUUGUUGCUAAUCACAUACUGUGAAUUAAAAAUAUUAACAAUCAUCAAAUAAAGUCGGUGUGAGUCAGCUAUUCCAGGUACAUAGUUUUAGGAGCCACAUCAGCAGACUGAAAAAGGCAGGAAAACUGCAAAACGCGUUUCUAACAUUUUCUGGUGUAUCUUUACUUUUAUUGUUUUUACAAUACCAUUCUGGAUUCCUGCAUUCAUAUAGAAGGGACCGUAGUCCCAAACUAUGCUACGGCUUUUUACGGAGCAAGGUUACAUGCUCUACACUUGUAAUAUAAGUACAAGCACCUUUUAAUUUCUGUCAAGUCGAACUUCACUAUAUUGCCUAUCUUCCUUAUCCUGAGAAACUCUGAGAAUAAUUGAAGCUACUUCACUGAAGAGGGGCGUGGUCACCCAUAACGAACCAACGGGCCCUUCACACGAGAGCUAGGUUCCAUAGCUCUAUAUCAUGUGAGUGUUCCAUUAGCACUCAUUUGUGGUUGUUUAAGGUUUUACACUACAUGCACUUUAUAUGUAUUUAAAGAUAAAAAGACUGACGUAUUUCAAAUUGGAAUACAAAGUUAAGUGUCACUAUAUUGUGCACUGGUAUGCAUAGAUAAUUUGCACUUUAAAGAGAAAUAAGCACUCCACUGGUUUUUAAUUUUCAUUACACAUAAUUUUAAUCUUAAAAUGCAUUUUAUGAUGUAGAAAGUCUAGAAAUGGAAGCUUAAAAACCACCCAAACCUUUUGCAUUGAGUCUCCUCCUACCAAGAACCCUUGUUUGUGCAUGUUUUAUUGCAAACCUUGGAAGUAAGAUGAUUUAACAAAGGCCGCAUAUCUGCGUGCCAUCUCGUUUUUAUACUAGGGAAUAAUUAUUUUCAAUGUAAUGUCAAUAUGAAGAGUGUGUUGACUCCUUUUCCACCAAAACCUUUAGAUGAUCUUUCAGGCAGAAGAUAUAAGGUAGAGAGGUAUGUCCAAUGCCGGUAACAGACAAAUCGUCAGGGAGAUUUUUAUUUUAUUGUCGAUGGCUUGACUCUCAAGGGUGUUAUGAGGACGAAGUAGCUAGAUCUAUCUGAUCUGAAAAUCCAAUUGUAACGGUUAUGUGUUGCAUGAUAUACCUACGAAGUAAGUUAAAUUACUUUCACAAGCCCCACACUAUACCUGCAGAACAACAAAUAUUGCAAUGCAGUUUCUACUAAUUUUUCAUGAUUUCCUUUGACAGGGAGGAAAUAAGUGACCAGACCUGUUCUGCUAUAUCUUUGCCUCAAAUCUAAAUACAUUUACUCCAUUUAUUGGUUUCCAUUUAAUGUUUCUGUCCAGGUAAAUUUUAGCUUGUACAAAUUGUGCGUAUGCACCUCUGCGUGGGUGUAGUAGUUUUCUGUAAUACUGGGCAUCGAUGAAAAGUCCCAGAUAGACAGCCUGGGUAGUGAUUCACAUUAAUAUUCCACUGUGACGGCCUUUGUUCUGAGGUAUUCAUGGAGCGCCUCUUCACCUGAG
This is a messenger RNA of Pelobates cultripes (western spadefoot toad), 6789 nucleotides long. The record is from the annotation of a GenBank genome assembly. NCBI's taxonomy places the organism in Eukaryota, Metazoa, Chordata, Amphibia, Anura, Pelobatidae.